This is a messenger RNA of Larimichthys crocea (large yellow croaker), 4662 nucleotides long. RefSeq names its product AKNA domain containing 1 (gene aknad1). Bases 521 to 4462 code for a protein of 1313 amino acids. The transcript is spliced from 22 exons. NCBI's taxonomy places the organism in Eukaryota, Metazoa, Chordata, Actinopteri, Sciaenidae. The record is from RefSeq and is a predicted model, not a curated record.
UCAUUAUUGCGCUGUCAGUGCCUGACAAACAGACUGUCAUGCGUGAGAUUUUAGCACUAUUUCUCUCAUAAAGUAAGCACAAAAGACCACUUAGCCGCCGUGUAUCAUUAAAGGGAAGUGUUCUCUUACUCAGACCUCUUAAACGACAAAGCAUAUUUCUUAAAAUACGCAAUUACAGCUGUUGUUCAAAACUGCUAGCCCAUUACACAAUAUUUAAUAUGUUUAGACUUCUUCUUUAGUCUUUGGAGGUCUCACCGCCGUUACCUAGCAACCAGACUCCUGUACCUGUACAGCUGCCAGUCCGGCUCCAGACGCUCAGCGCUGCCGUGUAGGCUACAUUAUUAAUGAUGCCACCGAAACUAAACCUGUCCGAGGAACCAUAUGUCAAGAAAGAAAGAGACAGAAAUGCCGUAGCUGGUUACAAGAUGAUGUCAGGAGCAAGAGCAUGGCUGUGGAUCGGAUCAACUUAAAACUGAUGUCGCGCUGCUGCUGAAGGACAGAAAAAAUAAUCAUAGUGUCCAUGGAGGGAGAACCAGGGGAGUCGGAUGAGGAUGUUCAGGGAGAGGAAAGGUCCACCGUGCUCUGGGAGAAGUGCUUUCAGCAGAGCAUCUUUGUUGACCUAAGUGAGGAUGAAAGUCUCCACUUGAGUGACUUGGAGAAUUCUUUAGCUUUACAUCUAUCCCAGGCAGAGUCUGCUGCCUCUGAGGCCAGCAUCCAUCUCAGUGCAGGGAGCGCAGAGCUGUCAGGCUUGGAUGUCACCUCCUCAGAGUCCAGCAGUGUCAGCAGUCAGAGUGAGCGGGUGGUACAGAGCAAGAGCAGCAUAUUACAUGUGUCUGCCCAAAGACCAAACACCAUGCAAGAUGAGCCGCCUUUAAACCAGGCGUAUGAGGACCCGGGUCAGAACACUAGUGACGAGGAUCAUGAUGAACUACCUUAUGAUGGUGACCUUGCAAGCCCCUACUUCAACCAGACAGCUAACACUGAAAGCUCUGAUGGAAGAGAAACUGUUCAUGCAAGUCCUGAUGUUCCUGAUUUGCCUCAGUGUAAUAUAAAAGAAAGAGACGAUAUUGUUGAACACUUAGUUUCUGUUGAGUGUAAUGCAGCUAAGAAGGCAGCAGCUUUGUCGCAAGAGGAUACCAACACUAAACAUGACAACUUUUUUGAUGCUCCCAAGCCAAGUGAUUUUGCCCCAUCAUGCCCCUGUCCUGCAGACAUUAACCAGUUGUUGGUGCGACACUUCUCCCAGGAGGAGUUGCAGCGGUCAGGUAGGCUGAUUGAGGCAGAGACCCUGCCGGAGGUGUCCCUGCUGGAGAGCAUGGAUGACACUGUUAUAAGCUGGGCUCCCACACUUAACCGCACCACACUUAAAAGCAACCACUCAGAGAGAUCUGCAUGUAAUUCAGAGAUUAACCAGAGUCUCUGCUCUAAUAAAAAGAGUAAUACUGCAUCCAAAAAUUCAACUUUAGAGGAAGAAGCAGAAAGGAAAAUUGAUCAUGUCACCUCUGUUGCUACUGAAAGCAUCACAUCCAGCUCUGCAAGUACAGACUCUAAACAAAGCAGUGGGGAUAUCAGUGCCGUGGAUGUGGUGAAGCAGGAGAAGGCCGAAGAGGAUGAUCAGGUUCAGAGAGUCCCACUUGUGCGCACAAGGUCCUUCAGCGAGAUGAAGUAUGGCCAAGGCCAAGUCCAUUACCCACUUCCUGAUUUUUCCAAGGUUGCUCCCAAGGUAAAAAUCCCCAAAGCUCCAAGUGGACAAGGCAGACCUGUUCCACAGAACCCCAGCACCAUGCACAGAGCUCAGUCCUCACCAGGGAUGCUAGAGGUGAUCAGCAGAGUCUUAGAGGAUUCAGUCCAGCCCUCAGAGAAGCCCUAUGUCUUCAAAGAUGAGGAGAAGACUCCUCCAGCACUGGUGCAUCACCUGCAGGCUGAAUAUGAUAAAUUACUAACCAAAUAUGCUGAGGCAGAGAAUCUCAUAGAUCAAAUGAGACUGGGAACCAACACUCAGCCCUCCUCAGAUCUGAUGUUAUAUUUAGAGUGUGAUGAUAAUCAUCAUCCUCAGGGAAACUUACCUGUCAUUGAGGGAAGCCAUCUUGGAUCCUUGACUCCUCACCUUCCCUCAUCAGAAAACUUUGGUGACAAAGAAGAAACAACCCCCCAGAGCAACAUUAAAGAGGUGCACACAGCUUCCUCUGGCCAGGCUGAAGAAGGUCCCAGUGAUGGAGAAAGAAUGACUGCUGAGCUGAGAGACAUCAUCAGCCAGUUCAUGCAGAAGGUGGAAGACUUUAAAUUGAGUGUAAGCAUCAUGUCAGUGAGCACAGCAGAACAGCAAAUAAUGCUGAGGAGCAUUAUGGAGGCUCAGGACCAGCUGGAAAGAAAAUACAUCAGUAAGAAGGAAGAGCACAGAGCUCUGGAGAUGCAAAAAUACAUAGGCCUGUCCAGGAACACUGGCACCUUUGACCCAAACAGGCUGGUGGAGGGAGACAUAUUCAGGAUAGGGAUGCAUCUUGAGGACAUAAAGGAGAUGAUAGACAAAAAUGUGUGUGAGCAGAUUUCUCCACCUCACUCAUCCUCUACUCCCACAUCCAUGAAAGAGAUGCUGCAUGCGAAGCCCAGUCCUCUCUGCAUGCACACACCCUCACCUCCACCAUCCCUGCAUGAGGGACUAAGUGCAGGUUUUUCCAUUGUGGGUUAUAAAAAUGAAAUAUGGAGAGAAGAAGAAAAAGAAGAGGAAGAGGUGGAGGCCAGUGAGGUCCAUGGAGACGAUGGAUUACAGCAUUCAAGCAGAUCACAGGAUGUCCCUUCCAUCCAGAGAGCUGAGGCUGAAGAGGAGAGGAGCUCUGUCUUGUCAGAGGUGAUAGAUCACAGUAACAUCUUAGCGUACUUGAGUGGAGCCAGCUCAUCUUCAAGACAGAGGCAGCAGACACCCGACAGCAGUUGUAGCACCCCGGAUAGUGUCCUGAACCCAGUGGCUGAAUGUGAUCUGGGUGAUUGUGUGAGUCUGGCUGUGGAGGUCUCCUCUUCGUCUGAUGCACCCAGAGACUCAGACACCCACAGCCUCUCAGAGCCUCCUCUCAACACCUCUUCUGUAUCACAGAGGAUUGUGAGCCCAGAGACAGACAGUGGAUUUGGGAGCUCUUACUUGAAUCAAUCAUCUUCUGGAUCAUUCCAACCAAAUCUUACAGAAAGUUUGCAGUCACAGAAUGAUGCUUUAAGUAGCUCAGACAGUGAGGGCUCCUGCUCCAACCUACAGACAGCUAUACAUCCAGCUAACCCCACCAGCCAGCGUUGGUCCAGUUCCCACCCAUCUGUCCAAAUACAGUCCAGUGGUGCAGCAGCGGCAGUGGAGCGGUGGGUGGAGAGCACCACUAAAGAGCCUUCAGUCAAACUGCAGGGAUCUGAACACAGCCCACCUCCCCGGCUCCAUAUGUCUGAACCCUUGCUCAGCACCACCAUGGAUACAGACGAGAGAGGCAGCCCAUACUCAUGCUCUUGUAAUAGUGAGGCUAUCCUUGUGCUGCAGUCAGAGGUCUCCAGGCUGAAAAAGGACCUGGAGGAAGGCUUGGUUCAGCUGCCUCACCUUGCACAAAAGAUGGACUAUCUCACCUCCAAAUACAGACAGGAUCGUCAGGAGCGCAGAUCUAAAACUAGACCACGAAGCUACCACAGGCCAGCCUGUAACAGUGUGUUGAAGCCAUCAAAUAGCAGACAGAGUGUGAGCAAUCUCAACUCCAGUCAGGUGAGGGUAGAGGAUUGGAUCUCUUCAGAUAUGGACCCCAGCAAGAGCAAAGGUACAGACAGUGGUGACACAGCUGGCUCUGACAUCAUGUUGCAGUUCCAUAAUUCACCUGUAGGGAGCAGGAAAGCACCCGAGUUUCAGCACAAACUUCACGGGGCACAGCAAUCCAGCAGAGGGUCAGAGGGAGACGUCUCAGGGAAAACCACUGGUCUGCCCAGCUCUGUUUUGAAUAGAGCGAAAGAGGAGGCUUCUGACAGCCGUGACAAGCAGAGAUCACAAAAAGCCAUCGUGGAGAGUUUUUACUCCAAGGAGAGAUGGUCUCUUUUUUCCUCUCCAUCUCUUCAGAAGCCCCUCCUUCAGGUCAGCUAUGCCUCCUCCAGCAGCCUGCCUGCAAGCUAUAAAGUGAGGGAGCCGCCGCUGCAGUACCAUCACAGAAAGCGAUCCACCCAGUCAGAUACAGCACUCCUGCCCAGCAAUGUAUACUUUCAGGGGACACUGUCCCCAAUAUCAGUGCCCUCAAAGACUGGCAGAAAGACAGGCAGACACAAGGGCAGCAAGGAGGAAGAAAUGAACAGGACUCUAGACCAGGCUAUUGAGGUGGCCCGCAGCAUGAAGAGGACCACAGACCGGAUGGCCAAAAGACUGUCAGAUGACCUGGCAAAGGCUCAGCUCCCUAGGAAACUGCACAGCAUGCAGCCACUAGGAGGCAGGAAACACCAUCCAUUAUAACGAACAGGGUAUACAGAUCAGUUUACCAUAGACAUCAAUCAACUAGCCACUAUGAUACCUGAUGCUGAUGAAGGACAUAUCUUUGUUGGACAGUCAGGGAGUUAUGUAAGGACUUGUUUGUGUUAAGUUUUGUAAAUGAGAUUCAUAAUCCAGAGAAAAGUCUGAAAUCACACUGUGGAAAUAAAAAAAGGAUUUUAUAA